Molecule: messenger RNA, 1843 nt
Organism: Thrips palmi
Lineage: Eukaryota; Metazoa; Arthropoda; Insecta; Thysanoptera; Thripidae
Exons: 5
Coding region: 187-1458 (423 amino acids)
Source: RefSeq, a predicted model, not a curated record
UCUGCCAGCGAACUGUCAACAAGACGCGAACGGGAACGGCGAGCGGCGCGCCAGCCUUAUUAGUGACGGGACCUAGACCUAGUCGCACAUUCGUCGCUAGCCGCAGCCACGUCAACGCGAGUCGCUGAAAUCGCCUUCGACUAGCGCGGAAUAAACAGCAGCCCAGGCAAAGCCCAGGCCAAAGCCAUGGCCGUGACGGUGACCCAGGACGACGUGCAGGCCGCGUUCAACGCCAAGUUCGGCUGCGAGGUGGCCAUCGAGUCCUGGAAGCAGGUGUCCGUGAUGGAGGACGGCCGCCUCGGCUUCCUGGGCGACCACUUCAAGGUGAAGGCGCGCGCGCGCGUGCCCGCGUCCGCCGCCGAGGCGCGCGACGUGUCCCUGUUCGUCAAGGGGCUGCCCGAGAACGACAAGGCCCGCGCCACGGUCGUCAACACGGGCGCCUUCAAGAAGGAGGCCCUGUUCUACCAGCUGUUCGCCAAGGACAUGACGGCGGCCCUGGGCGGCGCGGCCGGCCCCGACUGCCAGCCCUUCGUGUUUCCGCAGUGCCACCUCGUCAAGGACGACUGCCUGCUGCUGGACGACCUGGGGCCCUUCGGCUUCGCGGGCAUGGAGGCGCGCGAGCCCCUCCCCCUCGAGCACAUCAGGCUGGUGGUGAAGGCCCUGGGCGAGCUGCACGCCGCCUCGCUGGUGCUGGAGGAGCGGCGCGGGCGCACGCUGCUGGCGCAGUUCCCCGAGAUCGGCUACGAGACCUUCUUCACCGACGACCCCAAGCACACCAACGCCACGUGGCACCGCGCCUCCAUCAACGUGUGCGUCGCCAUCGUGCCGCACCUCGACAAGUACCGCGACUUGGACAAGGACACCCUGGCCAGGAUCCAGGCCGCGCUGCCGCCGCUGCUGCACGAGGUGCUGCAGUCGCUGGGGACGUGGGAGGGCGUGCGCAACGUGAUGUGCCACGGCGACUCCUGGACCAACAACUUCAUGUUCCGCAAGGACGCGUCGGGCCGGCCCGUCGAGGUGGCCCUCGUCGACUACCAGCUCGCGCGCUACGCGCCGCCCCCCAACGACCUGGCCAUCAUGCUGUUCUUCUGCUCGGACCGCGCCUUCCAGGAGAAGCACUGGGCCGAGCUCAAGCGCCUGCACUGGGACUCGAUCGCCGCGGGGCUGCGGCGGGCCGGCUGCGAGCCCGAGAAGGUGCUGCCCUGGAGCCAGUUCGAGUCCGUGGCCGACAAGAUGUACAAGUACGGGCUGCUGCUCAUGGCCCUGGAGCAGCCCUUCUCGCUGGCGCCCAGCUCCUUGAUGGACCCCCUGCUCGAGGACCCCGACAAGUUCUACCACCACUGCCACGUGGACCGCACGGAGACCAUCAUCAACAUGUACAAGACGGACGAGCUGUUCCGGUCGCGCUACAACCAGACCAUGGAGCGCAUCAUCGACACGUACAUCCUGGCCGCCUGAGCCUGCGGGCCUACACUGUUACCUCCUUGUGCUGCCGCCGCUCCAGCUCCUCGCGCGCCUCCUGCAUCGUCUCCCACAGCUUGGCCUCGCUCAGGAUCUGCCUGCUGAGCUCGGCCACGGCGGGCUCGGCGUUGAGGUCGAUCAGGGUGGACAUGGAGUCGUCGGAGCGCAGCGCGCGCGCCAUGGGCAGCGCCAGCGGCAUCGGGUACUGCAGCGGCACGGCCCGCUUCUUGCCGCAGCCUGCGCCGCCAAGAACAACGCCAUGAGGACCACAGAACAAAUACUUUUUUUUUACAUUUAUAGUUUAUUUUUCUAUUGUCUUCCGUGAUGACAUGAGUAUAUAGCUAGGGCUUGAGAAUAAACGCUAAUUUAAGGAAAAAAGAAA